UUGAUCCACAUUCCUUAGCGCGUCUGGGAGAGAAGCAGCACAACGCGGAGCUCUGCCAGCAGCAGGAGACCACCUCUGUCCUGUCUGGGCGAACCGAGCCGCGGAGGAAGCAGGACGUGACCCGCCCAAGGGAAGAUGUCCUCCCCGCAGGUGUCCUCGUCCCGCCGCCAGUCGUGCUACCUGUGCGACCUGCCCCGCAUGCCGUGGGCCAUGAUCUGGGACUUCACGGAGCCCGUGUGUCGGGGAUGCGUCAACUACGAGGGCGCGGACCGGAUCGAGUUCGUCAUAGAGACGACCCGGCACCUGAAGCGGGCUCACGGCUUCCAGGACGGAAGAGCCGCCGCUGGAGCCCCGCCGCCCCAGCAGCAGCAGCCGCCCGUCGCGGCGAAGAGCCACGCAGUGCUGCUGCCCGGGAAGGACCCGGCGGGGCUCCUCCAGCACCAAGACGGGGCCGGGAAGCCCCAGCAGCCCGGUCUGGACCGGUACUCUCUCGGCGCAGACAGUCGCGCUCGCUUCGAAUACAGCGGGCACAGCAGCAGCAGGGUGCCGAAUGGACUCGGACCCAACGGGUUUAAACCCGAUGACGGACCCCCCGAACUGAACCGACAGAGCCCGAACUCAAGGAGCAGGAGUCACGGGGGGCUGGCGUCGACACCGGGGCAGAUGAACGUACCACCGAACCUGCUGCCCCAGACGCUGCUCAACGGACCGGCCCCGCACGGCUUGGCGGGCAGAACCGCCCCGCAGAAUCCCCUGUCCGAGCCGGGCGGGAAGCGGCCCGCUUCCGUGUCCAGCACCGACCAGGAGCGAGAACUGAAGGAGAAGCAGCGGAACGCAGAGGCUUUGGCCGAGCUGAACGAGAGCCUCCGGAACCGGCAGGAGGACUGGGCCAACAAGCCCAAGAUCGUGCGGGACACGCUGGUGUCGCUGUCGGGCUGCACCCCGUUCGACGUCCGCUUCAAGAAGGACCACGGGCUGGUCGGCAGGGUGUUCGCCUUCGACGCCGUGUCCAAACCCGGACUGGACUACGAGCUCAAGCUCUUCAUCGAGUACCCGAGCGGCUCCGGCAACGUGUUCUCCAGCGCGUCGGGAGUCGCCAAGCAGAUGUACCACGACUGCAUGAAGGACUUCGGCCGCGGUUUGUCCUCCGGCUUCAAGUACCUGGAAUACGAGAAGAAGCACGGCUCCGGGGACUGGCGGCUCCUCGGAGACCUGCUGCCGGAGUCCCUGCGCUUCUUCAAGGAGGCGAUGGGCGCAGACAUGCUGCCGCAGCCCCACACCGACGGGAGCUUCCCGCUGCUCCCCACCUCCCUGCUGCUGCCGGGCCGCGCGUCGGCUUCGGCCAGCGGCUCCGGCGGCUCCAGGGGCGGCGUGAGGAAGCGGAAGGCGUCACCGGAGCCGGACUCCGCGGACGGCGGCCUGAAGCUGACGGACGAGCAGCAGAGGCAGCAGUGGAUCAGCAGCCAGACCGAGGCCCUGAAGCUGUCCAUGGCGGCGGGCUCCUUCUCCGGACACCCCGGUCUCUCCUCCGGCCGCGCGUCGCCCGCGGACUCCGGGGCUCCUCCGCAGAACGGCCAGUCGCCCAUGGCCGCGCUCAUGUCCGUGGCGGACACGCUCGGGAACGCGCACUCUCCCGGCAAGGACAGAGACUCGGUUCACUCCACCACCUCCUCCAGACACACCAGCAGCAGCCCGGUGUCCCCCGCCUCCGUGUCGGGGCAGAGGCGCCUCUCGUCGCGCAACGGAGACCUGGGGCUGUCCGCGCCCUCCCAGUCCGCGGGGGGCAUGGACCCGGUGCACGCGCAGAACGUGCCCGACUCCCCCAUGGCCAAUAGCGGGCCACUGUGCUGCACCAUCUGCCACGAACGGUUAGAGGACACGCACUUCGUGCAGUGUCCGUCUGUCCCCAGCCACAAGUUCUGCUUCCCCUGCUCCAGGGAGAGCAUCAAGGCCCAGGGAGCCUCCGGGGAGGUUUACUGCCCCAGUGGGGAAAAGUGCCCCCUGGUCGGCUCCAACGUGCCCUGGGCCUUCAUGCAGGGGGAGAUAGCAACAAUCCUGGCAGGAGACGUGAAGGUAAAGAAGGAGAGAGACCCCUGAGGAGGGGGGGGGUCUAAGAUAUGACUGUGAUCCAUACUGAGCUGCUGAGCCUGAACGUGAUGCUCUUUGGGGGCUGAUGGUGUAAAUAAUGAUGCUGAAUGUGAAGAUGUGACAAGGUUGCAAUAUAACAGAAGGUUUCAGGUUCAGUUCUGCUGAUGUCUUCAGGUCCAACUCAGGUUUGAGCUGGAUAAUAACGCUGAGAUUAUGUACCAAAAGCAGUUUUAGGUCCAUAAAGCAAAGAAUAAACUCAAACAUUAGCACUGACUAACAGUGUGAUACAGGUGACAAACUCAUUAACUUUAAUCUCUACCCGAAGUCGCCUCAAGGCUCUUUACUGAGUCUAAGACCCUACAGAACAGAAUCAAAGCCAUCAGCUAAUUGUGAAAGUGACAGUUAAAGUAGUUUUAAUAGUAGAACUUUAAACUAAAUGUAUAACAUCAAUUGUGCUCAGCGUUAAUAACCAUCAGACCCAACAGCUGAACGUUAAUGGGCUAAACCAAAAGCCAGAGACCAGAGUCCACCUGUCGUCGCCUGGGACGGUCACAGCACUCAGUGGCUUGUCUCAGAGCCAGUUCAUUUUCCUUUUUAAAGAAUCUGCAAAUGAAACGAACAAACUGUUCUAGUUCAGUUCUGGUUCAGAGUGUGACAUUAUACUGAAUGCACACGUCUCCAAAGACAGGCGUUCAAACAUCCCAGCUUUUGAAGGCUUUUGAAGACAAACCUUCAGCUCCGACUCACUUGUUCCUUCAUAAAUCAGACAUCCCAGCAUCUGGACCUCAGUUUGUCCUCAGAGGUGUCACAGAUGCUUUGUUUGUGUAGCGAUGGCUUGGUCCUCACUGGUUCAGGUCCUCCCCAGUGGAAUGAGGCUAGGGCUGAGCAGCUGCAGUAAGGGACAGAAACCUAUAAAUAUUCUCCCCAUGGAUGUUUCAUCGAAGCGCUGGCGUCUGUGACGGAGCUGGACACUGAUGUUGGGUGUGAGCGGCUCAGCGGCAGCAGUAACACCACUUCAUCCUCACUGUCGCUUAUUGAAUCACCUUUUGGUUUUUAUACAACUAUUUAUUUCGUAUUCAGAUGUUUUUUAAUUUUUUAAUUUAGCGUUUUUAACGUAUUGAUCUUUUUUUUUUUUUAAACAUUUUUACUGUAAUGAAUCACGUUUGCCUCUUUCUGUCUUUUUGUUUCUGCAGCGACAGAAUAUAAAACUGAUGAAACACACAUGUGGUCUUGUAACGUGCCUUGGAGCUGAGUCACUUGUAAUAAAUCUCAUUAGUAUGAAA
Molecule: messenger RNA, 3371 nt
Organism: Betta splendens (Siamese fighting fish)
Lineage: Eukaryota; Metazoa; Chordata; Actinopteri; Anabantiformes; Osphronemidae
Gene: irf2bpl
Product: interferon regulatory factor 2 binding protein-like
Exons: 1
Coding region: 136-2097 (653 amino acids)
Biological process (GO): regulation of transcription by RNA polymerase II
Cellular component (GO): nucleus
Molecular function (GO): transcription corepressor activity
Source: RefSeq, a predicted model, not a curated record